Dimorphilus gyrociliatus is the source of this 2827-nucleotide messenger RNA. Lineage: Eukaryota; Metazoa; Annelida; Polychaeta; Dinophilidae. The record is from the annotation of a GenBank genome assembly.
AUUGCUCAGCGCUGAUUGGCUAACAUACUCCAUUACCAAAGAUGGCGUGGACGCCAUUGAAUUUCGGAAUCUGAUCGUCUCGGCAUUACAGUUUUCUAAACUAUAAUUGCUCAUUUGUUAACCGCAGGCCGAAAUCUUGUUCUUUUACUCGUAACUUAAUUCGUACAUAAAGCGAUUGGAUAUACGUAAAAAAACGGUGUUUUAACCAGCCGACUACGUCCUCCAAACAUACAAAGGAAGUGUGCAGCGAUUUAUGCGAAUGACAUAUCUGCCUUUUGAAGGAGAAUUUAUCAUUUAAUAGAGAUCUUCAUAGAAUUUAUAUUGCUUGUGCAAUGAACUAGAUAAGCUCUGUUUUAAAAACCGGCUAAAUUUAUUAUUCAAAAUGUCGACGAAAACUGAACAAAUUCACGAUUCACAUCCUGGCCAUCAUCAUGUGCCGAAAAUAACUGACGACAACGCUAAUCCGCGUUUACCGUCUCGUCCACGGAAUCCCGAGGAACCACAUAUAGGAAAAUAUAGAUUAAUCAAGACGAUUGGUAAAGGAAAUUUCGCCAAAGUUAAACUGGCUAAGCACGUUCCCACGGGCAGAGAAGUUGCAAUUAAAAUUAUCGACAAGACGCAGUUGAAUCCGUCAAGCCUGCAGAAGCUCUUUAGGGAAGUUAGAAUUAUGAAAGUAUUAGAUCAUCCGAACAUAGUGAAACUGUUUGAAGUUAUGGAAACAGAUCGAACAUUAUAUCUAGUUAUAGAAUAUGCAAGCGGAGGGGAGGUAUUCGAUUAUCUUGUAGCACACGGUAGAAUGAAAGAAAAAGAGGCGAGGGCAAAAUUUCGGCAGAUUGUUUCAGCUGUUCAGUAUUGUCAUCAAAAACGAAUAGUGCACAGAGAUUUGAAAGCAGAAAAUCUUUUAUUAGAUGGUGAUAUGAAUAUUAAAAUAGCUGAUUUCGGUUUUAGUAAUGAAUUUGUUCCGGGAAUGAAGUUGGAUACUUUUUGCGGAUCUCCUCCAUACGCAGCCCCAGAAUUAUUUCAAGGCAAAAAAUAUGACGGUCCUGAGGUAGAUGUAUGGAGUUUAGGCGUAAUCCUAUAUACUCUAGUCAGCGGUUCUCUCCCAUUUGACGGUCAAAAUUUAAAAGAACUGAGGGAGAGAGUUUUAAGGGGAAAGUAUCGGAUACCAUUCUAUAUGUCAACUGAUUGCGAAAAUUUACUCAAGAAAUUCCUUAUUCUUAACCCUAUAAAACGAACCAGUUUAGAGCUGAUAAUGAAAGAUAAAUGGAUGAAUACGGGUUACGAAGAAGAGGAGCUAAAGCCGUUCAUUGAACCCUCUCCAGAGUUCGAUGAUACUGUUCGAAUAGGUAACGAAAUAACCGAAGAUUUUCAGUUUAGGAUUUUUGAUUUAGUUGCACUAAAAGCUGAUUUAUUUAUAACAGAAACUAUGCAGCAAAUGGGAUAUUCCCGAGCCGAAAUAGAAACAUCUUUAAAAGAGAAUAAAUAUGAUGAAAUUACGGCUACGUAUUUGCUAUUGGGGAAACGAACUUCAGAAUUAGAGGGAACGAAUUCGCGUUCAGGCAGUAGUCUUUCGUUAAAAACACCUCUAAGGAAUGAUAUACAAAACAACUCGGGUGUACAAAGCCCAUCACACACCUCCGGGAGCCAUCCGAAUAAACCACUAUCGAUCAGAAGCCAAUCAGGAUCAUCUUCCUCUCAAACAACAAAGGGCAUUGUGCGAAGAUCGAGUGAUGUACAUCAUGGUGCUCAAUAUCCAAGUGCUAAAGCUGACGAUAGAAGUGAAAAGACAACGCUAAUAAGUAGGAAAAGUAGUGCCGAUGCGAAGAUGGCUAUACUUAGUCCGAACCGAGGUACCGGUAGCAUCAAGAACAAAAGUGGAUCGGGUAGCAGUUCCAGAAGUCAUUCUAGUGCAGGAGGAACAGGCGUUAGUAGAGUUCACAGUUAUGGCUACGGAGAUAAAGCCGUUCGGCCACUUAUUUCUGAUGGUAUAAGAACACCAGGAGGAACAUCUAAUAGUAGACCAAAAACUCCCCAAACAGCCCCUUGUGGAACUACUAACGGUCAGGAUGGUACUUCGAAAUCAAGACAUAAAAAUACCUUGGUAAACAACAGUGGCGGAGGUGCUAGUACUGCACCUAAAGGACUUCCAAACUCCCCAUCAACCGGUUCAGCUGUAACCGGUGGUGGUGGUAGUCAUGAUGCCACCUUCCAACGUAAUAUAACCGGACGAAGUACAUUCCAUGGUGCUACGACGACGACGAAAACCAGAGGCGGGUCCAGUAGGAAUCCGCCUCAAUUUAAUGGGCCAACUUCUUCUGGGACUGCUCAUCACUAUCAGCAACAGGGUGAUGCAACUGCAGCUCAACGAGUUACUAGUAACAUAUUUACUAAAUUUGCUUCCAAGUUUAGCCGAAGGUCUGUAGCCGAAAGUCGUUCGGCCACGUCGGGCGCCAUAACGCCGACAGGGAGCGGGAGCCAGGCAGGAGGAGAUGCGUCAUCUAACGUUGGACCCGAAACAGGAGUCAAGCCUCGUUCCUUACGUUUCACGUGGAGUAUGAAAACAACAUCUUCAAUGGAACCAAAUGAGAUGAUGAGAGAGAUUCGAAAAGUCCUCGACGUCAACAAUUGCGACUACGAGCAAAGGGAACGUUUCCUACUUUUAUGCGUACAUGGAGAUCCGAAUACUGAUUCGCUGGUGCAAUGGGAAAUGGAAGUUUGUAAACUACCCCGACUCUCAUUGAAUGGCGUUCGGUUUAAAAGAAUAAGUGGUACGUCUAUUGGUUUUAAGAACAUCGCCUCGAAAAUCGCCAACGAAUUAAAAUUGUGA